Molecule: messenger RNA, 330 nt
Organism: Macadamia integrifolia
Lineage: Eukaryota; Viridiplantae; Streptophyta; Magnoliopsida; Proteales; Proteaceae
Product: cyclin-P3-1-like
Exons: 1
Coding region: 1-330 (109 amino acids)
Source: RefSeq, a predicted model, not a curated record
AUGGGAACCAUUGCACCUGAUUUUGAGGCUAGAUGCUCAGAAGUUUAUUCUUCUUUCGGUCUUAUUGAGUCAGCUAAAGUUUCCAAAAACCACCCUCGUGUGUUGUCAAUCCUUUCUUUGCUUCUGGAGAGAUCUGUUCAUAAGAACGAAAAGUUACUGGAGACUACGCAAAAGAAAGAUUCGGUGACAAUGUUGAUCACAUCUUCAAGUACUCAAGCUGCAGCUUCCUGCUUUGUUGUUGCUUACAAUGUUCAUUUCACUUCCCUCAAUGUUUACCUCCUUGUAAUUACAAGUUUGAUGGUAGCAGCAAAAUUUAUUGAUGAUGUGUAA